Suillus bovinus is the source of this 600-nucleotide messenger RNA. RefSeq lists its product as uncharacterized. NCBI's taxonomy places the organism in Eukaryota, Fungi, Basidiomycota, Agaricomycetes, Boletales, Suillaceae. The record is from RefSeq and is a predicted model, not a curated record. The transcript is spliced from 2 exons. The coding region runs from base 188 to 508 and encodes 106 amino acids.
GCCCAGGUUCCCUGUUCUCCUGCCAUCUUACGAUGGCCGCUCGCUCACGACUGGCGUCGAGUUCGAGAUUGCACAUAUUCUCUAUUCUGAUGUUUUGAUUGGGAUGAAUCUUAAUUGCUGUGUAACAAAUUAAACACGUGUUGGGCGAGAAGAGGAGAAUUCCGUUUACAAUCUCUAUUAUCGCUCUAUGUCUAGUUUUCAAGACUCUUCAUGUAUAUUUAGUGUGACGUCAACUAUAUUGAACCUGCUGAUAGUGGUCUCUCGGCGGAGGAGUUUUAUCGUCUUGUGCUCAUUGUGUAUUGUCCUUGACGUCUUUUUUGCGUUGUAUCAUUCUGGGGUUUGUCUCAGCCCUUUCUCAUCCAAUAUUGCGCUGCUUAAACAGGCAUGUGUUUUGCAUGGCUUAGAAUUUAAACACCUUAUCCAGUGGUCGAGCUAUGAAAUUUCUUGUUGCAACAUUUACUUCAUGGCGAGUGGUCUAUGGACCCAGAAGACGUUGGCGGCUACGUAAGUCAAAUACUCUGUUCUAAUUUCUCUUUUCUUCUUCUUUUUUCCUCGCUGUCAACCACGAUGACAGCCUUCUUUUCACCGUCGGCCGUACGC